AUUUCCCCCCGUUGAAUGUUUAUUGUUCACUAGAGUGUCGAAGCGAGAGUAUUCACGCUACCAUCUGAGCAGCCAACGUUCGUGAAGACCUGUUAUUUUCCUUUCAAUUUUGAGGACCAGACUUUACCGAUAUAACUUCAAAAAAUAAUUCGCCAACAUGAAGGUUUUCAUAUUUCUUACCGUUUUGGCGGUGACCAUAUUCACCCCGGCCAAGGCCUCGUACAGGAGUCCGGCCAUGGGGCGGGCUGCGGCUCAUAGCUCAGCUUCGCCCUCGAUAUUAUCAUUUUGUUACAACGAUGUCCAAUCUGAAUGUCGUGGCCAGUCGCACAGUGUUGAUGCUAGACUGGAAAAUUGUAAUGCCUUGUACGGAAAGUUUGGCCGUAUACAGAGCAAGCUCGAACAAUAUGCCAAUGCUCUCAUUGACACGAGUUUCAAAUACUUGACGGUGUCUAGUUACUUUGGAAAUUUCGAGAGGAAUCGUAUGGGGCUGAAACGAUUAUACAGAAAGUUGUCCGACGAGGCGUGGGAUGAUGCGAAAGAUCUUAUCAAUUUCAUCACUCUACGCGGUGGGGAAAUGCACUUUGAUGAAAGGCCAACGUACUGGAAUGAAAGAAGGGAGUUGCAAGUCAAUGAACAUGAUCUAUCGGAGCUUGAGAGAAUGAGUAACGUUUUGGACAACUACAAAAUGAUGGCAGACGAAGCCAUAAAAAUACAAAGAGAAGUGACGAAGCACGCUGACUUGGAUGGAUCCGUUGCACACUAUUUUGAAGAGAGAUUUUUCCAACGACAGACGAAAACUGUUCACACACUCUCCGGUUACGUCAAUGAUCUCAAGCGAUUCUUUUCAGAGGCUGAUGCUUCGCUUGCACUAUUCCUUUUCGAUGAAUAUCUACUAAAAUCUGUAUAAAUACCUCCAUGGUUACAAUGUCAUAGAAUAAUUUUUAUUAUAGUAUCGAUGUUGAUGAUAGUAUCGGUACACGUGAGUUUUUUUUCCUCUCUCUUUGUUCUCUGGAAAUUGUAAUAUACGAUGUUUGAAGACAGUUUA
Neodiprion fabricii is the source of this 1045-nucleotide messenger RNA. RefSeq lists its product as uncharacterized. Gene Ontology annotation, biological process: intracellular iron ion homeostasis; iron ion transport. The coding region runs from base 158 to 907 and encodes 249 amino acids. Lineage: Eukaryota; Metazoa; Arthropoda; Insecta; Hymenoptera; Diprionidae. The record is from RefSeq and is a predicted model, not a curated record. Gene Ontology annotation, molecular function: ferrous iron binding; ferric iron binding. Gene Ontology annotation, cellular component: cytoplasm. The transcript has 5 exons.